AUGAUAUCUAGGUGUAAAAUAUGUGAAGCACCAGCACAAGGUGUUUAUUAUGGAUGCAUCGCAUGUAAAUCAUGCAAAACAUUCUUUAAACGAAACGCCGAGAAACAGAGAAUACGUCGAUGUUUGUAUGGGAAUAAUUGUCAUAUUAUAAAUAUUAGUAAUGGACAUAUUUGUACAUGUUGUCGAUUGAAGAAAUGCCUGGAGAACGGUAUGGAUACAGCCAGAUUUCGAGAGCCUUGGAAGAACUCAAAGCAGAACAAAUUGAUUGCACAAAACUCGAAUAUAAUCACACUUAAAACGCCUGAAAAGCUGCCAACUUUAAAUCUACUGGCAGCAGAUCAAUCAGAUUUGACCAGCGAUCAAUGGAAACUUCUUUCGAAUUUGUUACAAUGUUAUGACGAAUACAGUGGGUUAUUAAUUGGUCGAAAUUACCUGCAUGAACAAAACAAACUUCCUGUUAAACUACGCUAUAAGCCCGUAACAGUGAUUGAGUUAAUCACUUCACUAAUGCGUCAGAAUCCUCUUCUGUACAUCAAUAAUCGAGAUUUCAUUGAUCUAUCGGAAAAUGAUCGUGCACUUCUAUUGGAUAACACUCUUGUCUACACAACAACAAGUUCUGUGAACUUUGUUCAUUCUCAAAUCGGUCUCAAUGAUUUACCUGUUUUUCUCGAGGCUGUCGGACUGAUUAGUCAUCCAAGUUACAUUCCAACUGUUCAACAAGUUGCUCAUCGUAUAGUUCCGGAUAGUAUUAUCAUGAAAUUGUUGUUCGCAAUCAUCUCCUUCUCAACUGUGCAAUACACGGUCUAUCGAGACGAACCUCCUCGAAAUCUAUCGAACAUCGCCCGAAUCCUAAAAAUUCAAGACAAAUACGUUGACUUAGCAUGGCGAUACUUAGUCUACACUUACAAAUUUGAGUGGACAGUGAAGUAUUUUUCCGAUCUGUUACGAUUUUUAUUUGUUAUACACGAUGGUGUAAGAAAAGCUGAGGAAGUUAAAUGGUACACAAAUACAAUUGAUUCUUUAACUCAACAAACAAAAGAUGUUCUAACUGUCGAAGACUAG
This is a messenger RNA of Adineta ricciae, 1062 nucleotides long. Lineage: Eukaryota; Metazoa; Rotifera; Eurotatoria; Adinetida; Adinetidae. The record is from the annotation of a GenBank genome assembly.